Molecule: messenger RNA, 1916 nt
Organism: Drosophila grimshawi
Lineage: Eukaryota; Metazoa; Arthropoda; Insecta; Diptera; Drosophilidae
Product: probable pyruvate dehydrogenase E1 component subunit alpha, mitochondrial
Exons: 2
Coding region: 212-1753 (513 amino acids)
Biological process (GO): pyruvate decarboxylation to acetyl-CoA
Cellular component (GO): intracellular membrane-bounded organelle
Molecular function (GO): pyruvate dehydrogenase (acetyl-transferring) activity
Source: RefSeq, a predicted model, not a curated record
UUCUUGAAUCACAUAUGUCAAGUGUCUAUUAUAUAUUAUUAUAUAUUUUGAUUUUCUGUUCUACUUAUUUCAAUCGCGACGGUAUUUAAAAAUUCUUAAUAUAAUUCAUAAAUUCUGAAAUCUUUGAAAUGCAUAUUAUUUGAAUAUAAAUAUUAUAUUGAACAUUGUAUGAUAUAUCUUGAACUCAUGCCCAUUAUCAGCCAGCGUCAAAAUGAUAUCAGCAGCUAGAAUACAGCUUAUGUCAAGAUGUAAGAUAUGCUGUUAUAAAUGGAGGCCACCAAAGCGCUUUAAUUCGGGCUGCUCAACUCUGACGCUGGAAAACACUUUUAAAUGUUAUGAGCUACCUAAGGGUCCGCAAAUGGAUGUUGAAUUGUCUCGUGAGGAUGCAUUGAAAAUGUAUAGGCAAAUGGUGGAGGUGCGCCGCAUCGAGAACACUUGUGGCAACAUGUACAAGGCGAGGCAAGUACGUGGCUUCUGUCAUCUCUAUAGUGGACAAGAGGCCGUCGCCGUCGGCAUGUGUGCUGUGCUCCGAAAAUUUGAUAGCGUUAUAACGGCCUAUCGGUCACAUGGCUGGACCUAUUUGAUGGGCGUCUCAGCGCAGGGAUUGAUCGGCGAACUGGUGGGUGUAAAGAGCGGUUGCAGUCGUGGCAAAGGUGGGUCCAUGCACACCUACGGUGAUAACUUUUAUGGCGGCAAUGGCAUCGUUGGCGCCCAGGUACCCAUUGGAGCUGGCAUCGCUUUGGCACAUCGCUAUCGAGGCGAUGGUGGCGUCUGUGUUACGUGUUAUGGCGAUGGUGCUGCGAAUCAGGGGCAGGUGUUUGAGGCUUUUAAUAUGGCGAAGCUGUGGUGCCUGCCUUGCAUCUUUGUCUGCGAGAAUAAUCAAUAUGGCAUGGGCACCCACGUGGCACGUCAUGCGGCCCUAACCGAUUUUUAUAUGCGCGGUCAAUAUCUGCCCGGUCUCUGGGUUGAUGGCAAUGAGGUGUUGGCUGUUCGUAGUGCAACAGAAUUCGCUGUGGACUAUGCGGUGAAGCAUGGCCCAAUCGUACUGGAGAUGUACACAUACCGGUUCGAGGGGCAUUCCAUGUCGGAUCCGGGCAAGUCAUAUCGCUCGCGCGAAGAGGUCAGCAAGGUGCGAGCCGACCGCGAUCCUAUCGAUAGUUUUCGCACUCAGAUCAUCAAGCUGUGUCUGGCCGAAGAGGCGGAACUUAAGAAGAUCGAUGCUGAGGUUCGCGCUGAGGUCGCCGAAGUGGUCAAAAAGGUCCUCGCUGAUCGCGAAGUGGGCUUAGACGAGCUUGCCACCGAUGUUUAUUCAAAGAAUGUGGAGCCGAAAAUACGCGGCAUCUCCGGUUAUACGCUCGAUCACAAACGUCUCUCGGAGGUGUGCUUUGGCAAGCCCAAGCGUACACCAGCCAAUGAGAUGAAAAAAGUGCCCAUUGGCGAUGCGGUGAUCAUAGAUGCCCAGUUAAAAGCCAAGAAGGAGCAGGAAGCCAAGAAGGCGCUGGAAGCCAAGAAGACGCUGGAAGCUCAGAAGUCGCAGAAAGCCAAGAAGGCGCAGAAAGGGGAUAAGACAGCUCCUGCCGAGAAGGAUGAUAAGACAGCUCCUGCCGAGAAGGAUGAUAAGACAGCUCCUGCCGAGAAGGAUGAUAAGUCACCAGCAUCAAAAGCCGCCCCACCAGCUGCUGCCCCACCAGAUUCAGCCUCAUCCGCAAAAUCUCCACCUCCACCAAAAAGCGGCGAUAAGACGGAAGCCUAGAUAAGAAUCUAAGUAAAAAAAUUCAGAAACACAACAAAUCUUUUUAGUUUACCCAAAUGAAUAUAGUGUAAUACUAUAUAUUAGCUACUGCAUGAACUUUUCUUUUUACAAUAAAAUAAUAAGACGACUGACUACCUUUGCCAGUUACUCUUGCAUAUACGAG